Messenger RNA from Tachyglossus aculeatus (Australian echidna), 3336 nucleotides. RefSeq names its product transcription factor AP-2 alpha (gene TFAP2A). Lineage: Eukaryota; Metazoa; Chordata; Mammalia; Monotremata; Tachyglossidae. Gene Ontology annotation, cellular component: nucleus. The record is from RefSeq and is a predicted model, not a curated record. Gene Ontology annotation, molecular function: RNA polymerase II transcription regulatory region sequence-specific DNA binding; DNA-binding transcription factor activity, RNA polymerase II-specific. The transcript has 7 exons. Gene Ontology annotation, biological process: regulation of cell population proliferation; regulation of transcription by RNA polymerase II; anatomical structure development. The coding region runs from base 705 to 2003 and encodes 432 amino acids.
UCUUUCACUUUUGCCUGCUCUGCAACCUUUUAAAAUGUUGCCCCUUCCCUGUGAUUCGUCAGACGCCACGGCCUGGCCCCCUCUCCCUCUCUCCCCCUUUUUGUCUCUCGCUCUCCCUCUCCCCGUCUCUGAUUAGAUACACUGAUUCUUCAUUCAAUGGACGUCAUUUAGAACAGACUCUGCCUCGAGUUGCCUCUUCGCUUCAUGGUCGAUUUCCAGCCAUUCUUCCCUUAUUAAGUAUUCGUGUGAUAUUAAUAGUCAUGAAUAUCUGCUAUUAGGAGUCGCCAGGAAAGCAGCCGAUUUCUGUUAUUAGAAGCUCAAGUCAAGCAGCCGCUAAGUCAAAGGAGAAAAAAGGGGAGAGACAGAGGAUUAAGAAACGAGCGCGCACACACACAUUUUUUUUUUUUAAAAACUUUGAAUUAUACUAUCACUCCAGGACAGAGAUCGCGAUUGCAACAUCAAAUGAAGGGCAGCGGCAAGAAUUGGUUCAAGUUCUGAUGGAUUAUAGCCGGGUUUUUCCGGCACCCAAGAGUCUCCGGCGUUGUGACACUGUAGUCAGAGAAUAGUGCUGGGUCUCAUCGCUACUCUUUUGUGUGUGUGUGUGUGUGCGUGUAUGUGUGUGUGCGUGUGUGGGUGCGUGCACGCAUUUGGUCACUUUUCUCUGAAUUUUUCUACCCUGACUCGUUAACCCAGACUCUUCGCAGAUGUUAGUACACAGUUUUUCGGCGAUGGACCGCCACGACGGCACCAGCAACGGGACCGCCCGGUUACCCCAGUUGGGGACCGUAGGCCAAUCCCCCUACACCAGCGCCCCUCCGCUCUCCCACACGCCCAACGCCGACUUCCAGCCCCCCUACUUCCCCCCUCCCUACCAGCCCAUCUACCCCCAGUCUCAAGACCCCUAUUCCCACGUCAACGACCCUUACAGCCUCAACCCCUUGCACGCCCAACCGCAGCCGCAGCACCCGGGCUGGCCGGCCCAGAGACAAAGCCAGGAGGCCGGCCUGUUGCACCCGCACCGAGCCCUGCCCCAUCAGUUGCCCGGCUUGGACCCCCGAAGGGACUACCGAAGGCAUGAGGAUCUACUCCACGGACCGCACGGGCUCAGCUCGGGACUAGGAGACCUUCCCAUCCACGCCAUACCUCAUGCUAUCGAAGACGUGCCGCAUGUAGAAGACCCGGGUAUUAACAUCCCAGAUCAAACUGUAAUUAAGAAAGGCCCCGUGUCCCUGUCCAAGUCCAACAGCAACGCCGUGUCCGCCAUCCCCCUCAACAAGGACAACCUCUUCGGCGGCGUGGUGAACCCCAACGAGGUGUUCUGUUCGGUUCCGGGUCGCCUGUCCCUCCUCAGCUCCACCUCCAAGUACAAGGUCACGGUGGCGGAAGUGCAGCGCCGCCUCUCGCCGCCCGAGUGCCUCAACGCGUCGCUGCUGGGCGGGGUGCUGCGGAGGGCGAAGUCUAAAAAUGGGGGGAGAUCUUUAAGAGAAAAACUGGACAAAAUAGGAUUAAACUUGCCUGCGGGGAGACGUAAAGCUGCUAACGUCACCUUGCUCACAUCACUAGUGGAGGGAGAAGCGGUUCACCUAGCCAGGGAUUUUGGGUAUGUGUGUGAAACAGAAUUUCCUGCCAAAGCAGUAGCUGAAUUUCUCAACCGACAACAUUCCGAUCCCAACGAGCAAGUGACAAGAAAAAACAUGCUCCUAGCUACGAAACAGAUCUGCAAAGAGUUCACUGACCUGCUGGCUCAGGACCGAUCUCCCUUGGGGAAUUCACGGCCCAAUCCCAUCCUGGAGCCGGGCAUCCAGAGCUGCCUGACUCACUUCAACCUCAUCUCGCACGGGUUCGGCAGCCCGGCGGUGUGCGCCGCCGUCACGGCCCUGCAGAACUAUCUCACCGAGGCGCUCAAAGCCAUGGACAAAAUGUACCUCAGCAACAACAAUCCCAACAGCCACACGGACAACGGCGCCAAAAGCAGCGACAAAGAGGAGAAGCACCGAAAGUGAGGAGCUGCUCCUCCUCCUCCUCUUCUUCCCCCUCUGCCACCCAUCUCUCCAUCUCUCCAUACCCUUUCGCCCCCGCAGGCCUCCGCCCUGGAGUCUGGGGGUCACCCGUCACCCGGGUCCAAGACUGCAAGCCCUCCUCUCCUCUCCCCACCGACUCAGCACCCCCUUGCCCUCGUCUGGAGCCCAAGAGAACAGAACGGGCUGUGGAGCCAGCAAAGAAAAGUUCUGUCUGAGUUUGUGAACUUUUUUUUUAAUAAACCGACGAAAAAUCAAAUAAAAAGAAAGAACUUUUUUUCUAAAAAAAAAAGAACAAUUAAAAAAAUAAAUUCUAUGAGCUUCAUCGGACUGAAUCACCACCUCCCCUUACAUUACUUCAGUUAAGAUUGUAGCCAUAUUAAAAAAAAGGCAAAAAGGAUGAUGACAUUUUAUCAGUAUUGUGAAUAAACUUGAACACAAAACACGCAGUUCCAUGUCAUGUCUUCAGUUGUAGAACCUUUUCCUCUUCAAGGUAAAGCGACCAACUUGAACUUUCUAUGGUGACACGAUUCAGUUACUAUAUAUAAGGGAAUCGGUGUUCAUGUCUCUGUAUAUAUUUAUUUAUGUGUAAUUUAAUGGGAAUUGUAAAUAUGGUGAGUCUGUUUUAAGCCUUUUUUAUUUAUCUGGUGAUCUCGUUUACCUCUUGUUUAGUGGGUUUUAAAUCUUCCCUCUUAGUUCUUCAUGUGGUUCACGGUACUUAUUUAGAAAUCCGAGGUUUUGGGGGGUUUUCUCUGGGAUUCAUGAUUUUAGCCCUGUUGUAGCAUGUUGAGGCGACAAUGAAGCAGCUGAACAAAUAAAAAAAAUAAAAUGGAUUUUAUAAAUAAUUAGUAUUACAUUUAGCAUCUCAUUGAAAAGAAAAAAAAGUGAUAUUGAACCCUGGAAAGAUUUUUAACAGCUAGCAGUUUUACAGGACUUAUGUGCUUUGUGGGGGAAAGAAGCAAGUUUUAUUUUCAUCCACUGUCCUUCCUUAAAAGCAUCAUCAGAGCAAUAAAUUAAUAUUGUCUUUAAACCAAGGAUUAGGAUUCUCUCUCUCUCUCUCUCUCUCUCUCUCUCACACACACACACACCCUCCCUCCCCUUUUUCCUCUUCCUCCCCUCUCUCUUUCUCCUCUUUCUCUGUUUUGUUCAAAGAACUUCAAACAUUUGGGCCCACCUGGUAUCCUGUAUUUCCACUGGCCAUAUUGGAAGCAGUUAUAGUUGUAUUGUAUUGAGUUGUGCUGGCAGUAGUUUCCAUGCCUGUCAAUGUAUCAUAGUCCUUUGUUGCCCAGAUAAAUAAAUAUUUGAUACGCUUUAUGUC